GCUUGCAGCAACCUGGCCGCAAACCACCUCGACGUCCCCUUCAAAAAAGAAAACGCCUUUAUUUACUGAGGGGACUGCCCGGAUCAGGGAAGACCACUUUAGCCAGGCUUGGUGAGUCACUCACCCACCCAUCUAAGCAGUGUGAAAAAUACGUCUGAGCAUUCAUUCAGCAAAACCAUAAAGAUGCUGUGCAAAAACCAGGCACUCCACAGACAGAUGAGGGGAAGACGGUCUAUAGAUGGACCUGAAAGAAAGACUUUGGUUCUCAUAAAUCCGGUGCAUGCAGACCCUUUGCAUAUGGUGUUGGUUAAUGAUCUUCAAAAUCUAAAACAUCAGUUUCGUGAUGCAGUGAUAUUGAGUACAGAUGAUUAUUUCAUCAGAGAAGAUGGCUCAUAUUUAUUUCAGAAGUACUUACUUGAUGAAGCUCACGAAUGGAACCAUGAAAGAGCCAAAUCAGCCAUGAGACUAGGGAGGUCUACAAUUAUUAUAGAUAAUACCAACACCGAAGCAUGGGAAAUGAAACCAUACGUAAAUAUGGCACGAGAGAAUGGUUAUGAAGUGAAAUUCCGAGAACCAGACACACCCUGGAAAUUUGACAUUAGAAAAUUAACAAGAAUAAAUUCACAUGGUGUUCCGAGAGAAACAAUUGAACGAAUGAAGGAACGGUAUGAGAGGAAUAUCACUAUUGACAAAGUGCUGCAUGCAGAAAGGGAAGCCUGAAAUAAUUGAUGCCAAAGUUGUCAACAGGUUGCUUUCAGAAGAGGAACAGGAGCUAUACUGGGGAAGAGUUUGUACAAACUCAGCACAUUUAGAUUUAAUACUAGUUACAUAAAUCCAAGACAACCUGCCUAGGUUGAUAGAUCCAACAAAUUCAGAUUUUAAACAAAAUCAAGCAAAACAAUUUGAUGUUUUUACUCAACUUUAAGAAAAGGCUUUAUCACUUCAGGUCUUUGAGCACAAUUAAGGAUAACAAAUGUUAUUAACAGAUUUUAUUCCUUAGUAAUUUUUGUCAAGUACAGUUUGGUAAACAUUUUAAUAUGACUAUUGGUUAUGAUCCAGCAAUUACUGUAGUAAAUGUCCUUGAUGUAAUUUUUUUUUAAAUGCUCUGACUUUUAAUUGCAUCUUAAUACAGGUUUAAAUUGUGAAAUCUCUGUAACUGUUUGUACUCCUAACUACAGAUGUGUAAUUUAAUUCCUGUUGUCUGCAGUUACUUUCCAUUCUUUCUCAGGAUGUGGGAGAUGUUAGCAUUUAUUGCUCAUCCUUAGUUACCAUGAGAAGGCAGUGGUGAGUAGCCAUGUGUCUUGAACUGCCACACCUUUUCUUUUGUAGCAGUUUGUUACAGCUGAGUGGAUCGCUAGGUCAGAAGACAGUUAAUGUUAACCACAUCAUCAUUUCUCUGCAGCUUAUGUCUACCAGAUGGGUGUUGCUGGCACGGACAAUAUUUGUUGCCCAUCUCUAAUUGCCUUUGAAUUAAGUGGCUUGCCAACCAUUUCAGAGGGCAGUUAAAAUAUUACUGUUGUCUGGAUUCAUAUGCAGACCAAAACAAUUAAGGGCAGCAGGUUGCCCUCUUUAAAACAUUAGUGAACUAGAUACAGUUUUCUGACAAUUAUUGGUCAUUUCAGGGUCACCAUUAAUUAUUGAGACUAUCUUUAUAUUCUAGAUUAUUCUGUUGGGAUGAUAGCUCAUGUCCCCAGGGUCUUAUUCUGGACACCUGGGUUAGCAGUCUAGUGGGUCACUACUGCAUCACUGCCCGAUGAUAAUCUCUAAGAGGCAUUAUGAACCUUUUGUUCUUGUUUGACUUCAUGGCUGCCUUUCCUAACAUCAGCUUUUCAUUUCCAGGUUCGAAUCAUUUAAUUUUGUUUUGUACUUUUUAACCAGGAUAUGUGAAUAUGUUUUAUAAUAUGAGAACAGGUUGGGACCAAAAAAUGGACAAAUAAAAUACUUUGUUACUUUUCA
Molecule: messenger RNA, 1956 nt
Organism: Rhincodon typus (whale shark)
Lineage: Eukaryota; Metazoa; Chordata; Chondrichthyes; Orectolobiformes; Rhincodontidae
Product: NEDD4-binding protein 2-like 1
Exons: 6
Coding region: 184-720 (178 amino acids)
Source: RefSeq, a predicted model, not a curated record